AUGUGCGAGUUAAGCGCUGCAGGUGGAAGCUGCCAAGAUGACGAGGGCUUCCAGUGCGGUGGUGGCCAAUAUCCAUGCCUCCCUCACUGGAAGUUUGGUGAGGACUUGACUCGAGUGGUCGGUCGCGGGGCUGCGCCAGACGGAGACAUUGACGCCCUCACCGGAAUGUUGCUGGCUGUCUUGGCCCUGGAGGGCACCGAUCGCGAGCCGGACUGGCUGGAAGAGGUGGGACAGUGGGCUUACGACACCUGCAAGCAGUUCUACCUCAGCUCAACGGUGCCGUCGCCUAGUGGAAGUCACCAAAUCGUGAAGCUGGGCUCUUGCUGGGGUGGCUGGGGCACUCAAGGCCAGAACCCCAGCUACCAUGCGCCGGGGAUCUAUCGCCUUUGCCGUGACUACAUGUCCAAGCACGACAGCCGCUACGGAGGAUCCUCCACGGAGGGUGACCGAUUCGAAACGAAGUGGGAGACGCUCAUUGCCACCACCUACAAGAUGCUGUCAGCUACGCAGUGCCCAUCGACAGGGCUAGUGCCAAACUGGGCUCAGGUUUUCGAAGAGGGUCGCAGGCUCCGAGCACAGACGGGCUUCAGCGGCAGCGGCACUCCUGGUGCCGAGUACGGCGCGGAGGCCUCAAGGACGAUCUGGCGCGUGGUGGUGGAUUUCGUCCUGUACCCGUCCGAGGCAGGUUCAGCUGCGCAAUUCUUGGAGCCCGUGGCCACACAUCUGGGCAAGAAGGAGAGCUCUGGACGUUGGGCUUCGUCUCUCGACAUUGACGGCGCUUGCCUGGUGGAGACGAUCCACCCUGGAUGGCAGGUGAACAUGUUCAUGGCCGCUCCAACCUUCGCCAGCUUGGUCUGCCCCGCGUCUGGCCUUGGCAACAGCCGGCAGCAGGAGCUCAUCGAUUCGGCCGGCCGGCUUCUUGCCACACAGCGGAUUCGGGACUACUACUCCGGAAGCUGGGUGGCCAUUAGCACCAUGACCCUCAAUGGAGAUUUGGCGAAAGCGGCUGCCAACGCCAGACUUGGUGCAGCACAGAGCUCGAGAUCAGUUGACAGUUUUCAGAAGCUAACGUGUUUUGAACUGAUGGCAUGGCAAGACGGUGAAGCUGAUUUCUUGAGCUGCAAGGGCACGGACCUUGGCCUGUCUGGUGUGCCUUCUGACUGUGGUGCGGUACAAAGCUCCGCGGUGCAGGCAAAGAGCCCCCCAAGCUCCGAGUCCUGGGACCUCUUGCAAGGCUUUGUAAGCUUUGACACGGGCAUUAUGUGGUUGGAUUUUGGGGUUGUGCUGCGCUGCAUGCGGAUGUGGGCAACAUCGGGAGUGGCCCUUGAAGGUGAGGAGCUGAAGCCGGAAGAUCCAAUGGUCAUGGCCGGCCCCUCCCCAAAAGCGGGGAUCGCACUCCAAGGCCUCAAGGGUCUUCGCUUCAAGGGGACCAACAUCUACUACCCACACCCAGAAGGAAAGAAGCCUUGGUGCUUUGUUGGUGAGCUCAACCUGGGCCUCGUGGUGCCGCAGGCAUUCGCGCCCACACCAGUGCAACCUCGGCCGUUCAUGCCACAGGCAAGGCCACAAUUCGAGGCCAACGUUGAGUCUCGACAUCCCGAUACGGAGCCCCAGUUAUCGAUGGUCGCGCCGCGAGCCUUGCCAAGAGACAUCAUCAUCGGCUGCCCUCAGGCGACUGUUGCAGGGGCUCUCAUGGCCGGUCUGCUUUGUGGGAUGAUCUCCACGCUUGCUAUGGUGGUAUGCACAAGCUGGUACCUGACAAGGCGCGCAAAUCGGGAGCUACCCACUUGGUUUCCGGACUUCGUGAAGUACCCCUUCGAGAACUUCUAUGCAGAGGAUCGGCAGCU
This is a messenger RNA of Symbiodinium pilosum, 1847 nucleotides long. The record is from the annotation of a GenBank genome assembly. Lineage: Eukaryota; Dinophyceae; Suessiales; Symbiodiniaceae.